UUUACUUUCAAAUCGUUGCUUGGUUGAACGUAUCCAAAUACAAAUCAUUAGCUAACUAUGUAGAGAACAUCAACGGCAAACAUAUCGAACGUGUUUUAGUUUGUGCUGUCUUAUUAUGGUGCUUUAAAGUAAAACACUGACCUCAGCCACACGGAAAGCACGCUACAUUUUAACAUCAUAUACAGUCAUUGACUUUAACACGCCCACCAGAGACCAAAACGACGCCUUGUUCGAGUUAAUUUGAAUCUGGUAAGGAGGGAGUGGAGGUCUUCCGCCCGUCCUCUGCACUGCGAGCUGCUAUUUCACCCGUUGCCUCAGAACACCACAGUCGAUUUCCGUUAGGCACCGACUGUAUGGGAAGAAUAACAGUUUUCUUUUUGACAGCACUAAGUACCAGUAUUUAUUCUAAUCGAAGACAGUUUGCGAGUAGAUAGCUACAUAUCAACGAGCAAUUUUAUAUUCCUUUCAAGUGUUGUCUGUAGUGAGUAUGAGGCAAAGUGAGAAGUAGCAGUUAUCUUCGAGGAAAUAAAGUCAAAAUAAAGAUCAGAACCUACAGACAGUAUUAUCGUUAGUGUUAUAAGUCAUUUCAAAUUUGCCAAAUUAGCUAGUUUGAUAGCUGGCCAGCACCAUGACUCGGAGAUCAUGUGCAAUUUACGCUACUGGGAUUCUCUGCGCCCAUCUGCUGAUAGUGGGCAUCGCAUUGGUCGUGGCUCAAGUCUUCCAAACAAUGAUUUACAAUCGGCUUAAAAAGGAAUUGACCUUGACUGAGGCGAGCCGAGUAUUUGAGUCGUGGAAGAACCCACCACCUCCAGUCUACAUGGAGUAUUACUUCUUCAACGUGACCAACCCUGAAGUGUUCUUAGCAGGAGGCAAAGCAGCUGUCACCCAGAUUGGACCUUACACUUACAGGGAAUACAGACCCAGGGAAAAUGUAACUUUCCUCGAAAACGGAACCAAGGUUUAUGCCCUGAACCCCAAAAGCUUUGUCUUCGUCCCAGAGAAGUCCCGGGGUAAUCCAGAGGUCGACAUUCUGAGGACAGUCAACAUCCCAGCUGUGGCGGUGAUGAACGAGCUGAACUCCUACUCUUUCCUGCUGCGCACCUUCGUCUCCAUGUGGAUGAACUCCAUCGGUGUGGAAAUCUUCAUGACCCGCACCGUUCACGAGGUGCUAUGGGGCUUCAAGGACCCCCUGCUCUCCAAAAUCCACGCCAUGAAACCAGAGGUGGACGAGAUGUUUGGACUGAUGUGGAAGAAAAAUGGAACCGACGAAGGAGAGUUUGUGUUCCUGACUGGCGAACGGGACUACAUGGAAUAUGGAAGAAUAGACACAUGGAACGGGCUGACUGAAAUGUCGUGGUGGUCCUCUAACCAGAGCAACAUGAUAAACGGCACGGAUGGCAGUGUGUUCCACCCUCUGUUGUCCAGGAAAGAGCUGCUGUACAUCUUCGCUGCUGACCUCUGCAGGUCUAUCCAUCUGGGUUAUGUUGAGGACGUGGAAGUGAAGGGCAUCCCAGCCUACCGCUUCGCCCCUCCACAUGAUGUCCUGCAGAGUCCUAAGGAGAACCCUACCAACGCCGGCUUCUGUGUGCCAGCUGGGGACUGCCUUGGCACCGGGGUGCUUAAAGUCAGUGUUUGCCGAGAAGGUGCCCCUAUCGUGGUGUCAUUCCCUCACUUCUAUCAGGCUGAUGCCAUGUACGUUAAUGCUGUUGAAGGACUGAGCCCCAACAAGGAGGAGCAUGAGACUUACCUUGACCUUAAUCCAACCACUGGGGUCCCCAUCCGUGCCUGCAAGAGAGCCCAGCUCAAUAUCAUUUUGAACAGAGUUCCAGGCUUUCCCAAAACCAAACAUCUAAACGUUACAAUUUUCCCUAUCAUGUUUGUCAAUGAGACGGCCACUAUCGACGAUGACUCUGCUACCCAGAUGAGGACCCUGCUGCUCAUCGUGACCCUGGUGUCCAACUUCCCUCUGCUCAUCGUGGGCAUGGGCGCCAUCCUGCUCGUAGUCUUCGUCCUCCUGGUCUGCAGGUCUCGCCAGAAGAAGACGGCAAAAGACGAAACUGCCUACACUCAAGUCAGCGACAAACCAGAGGUUGAACCAUCAGAAAACAACCACACCAACCAGCCAAUGAGGAACGGCUCCUACAUCGCCAUGUCUCCUGUGGAGGCUCAGAAAUGUUGAUGGAGGCUGCAGUGUGUGGAGGGGAGGGGCAGGCGGAGCAGCCUGGGCGCGGUAUUAUAACCAAGGCGGGGUUUUGCAGUGCGGACAGGGGUUUUCACUUUUGGGGACUGUCCUACUCUCCUGCUGAGCAUGGCCUUUCUUCCUGCCAUAGUGCAAAACAACAUCUCCGGUCUACUACUAAUGUCACUUGUCUAUUUUCUGUCGAGCUCACCGCUGGGUUCAUGGCGAAACACUAGUUAUCUCAGCCAGGACAAUAGGUUUUGUGAGUAUUUUCUGCACUUUGAAGUAGAAUAUCAGUCAGUAUUCUCAAUGAUUAACAACCACUAUCAGCCUUCCAACAGGGCUCAAAGAGCACUGACUGACCGUAGUAUUUACCUGAACAAUGAAGACCAGAAGGUCCUUUAACAUUUCUUUGUAACGGUGUUUGUGAGGUUAUCUCCAAAACAAGCAACAGAUUAAAACCUUUGCUCCUUAAGUGAAAUAGUAUGACUAGUAGUAUUCCCUCCCUCCCUGUAACUGAGUUUUCAGCGAUUCAGAAUGUGGGUUUGCUAACAAAACUGUGUACUUACUUCCAUAUCCUUUUGGACUGAGCCAAACUUCAUAUUAUGUUGAGCAUUUUCCUGAGAUGAAUCAGUCAGUUCACAUACCCAAGUUGUCAUCAAACAGAAUUUGUGACUGUGUGUGCAUGUCUUACACUGUAGUGUUCUGUUUUGAUUGGACUAUGGGUUACUUUUUCUUGAUGCAGGCACUGUGUAGUAUGACAACUGAGAGAUUUAGCUUUUUUUUUUACAUAUUGGAAUUUUUGGAAACCUUUUUGAAGACAUGUCAAAGUCAGAAGAUAACGCGUUAGUAGAUGGCUGCUUUUCCCAUUAUGCGGUGUUAGGGGAUUGUACCUAUAGCCGAAGUAGAAAUACCAUAAACUUUAAUCUAAUAUUCAAAAUGGAAGAAAAACCUACAUUACAAGGGAGACUUGAACCUACUUUCUGCCUUACAAUUGUUCAGUGUGUUGAUUCUUCAUGUGGAUACAGUAAAAAGCUGGAUAUCUUAGUUGUACAUAUGUAAUGGGGAAAUGUUAGGCUACCUCUGACCUAAUCCAGCAAGUAGUCAAAGGUGUGCCUAAAACACUUUUUUUUAAAUUUUAACAACAGUGUCGACCCACGUUGUGUGUCUGUACUGAUACUUAGAAUAAGCACAAGUUGGAUUGCUAAUACAGUCCUCAUAAGGUAACAGGACUUCACAUAGUCUGUACCCUGCUAGAAGCAUAUUAUACAUAUUAUAUUUACCAUUUAGUUUUUUAACACUGCAUUGUUGGGAAAGGGCUUGUAAGUAGGCGUUUCACUGUAAUACAAUAUUUGUUGCAUUAUGCGCCAAAUGGGCUUGUCUACGAUUUGAUUUGAAGACGAUGGGUGCCCUGUAAAGAGAACUUUUUUUUUAUUCUAGAAUAAACAGUCAGGCCCUGCACACUGCUUCUGCUGUGCAUGUUAUGUCGAACAGAGUCAACUGGCUAGCCAAGGAGCUUCAGGUAUUCAGACAAACAUGACACUUGAAUCACUAUUUGUCUUACUGUAUAUUUUGUGUUUUUUUGUUGCUGUCGUUGGUCACUAGUCUCUGUGUCGUGUCAAGGCUUUUGGCAGUCGCUUCUGGAAAAAAAAUGUCCUAAGUCAAUAAUACUGUCAACUUCAAAAUGUGAUUCCUGCACUUUCCAAAAAAAGAGAACUUGCCAUGUAUUUUUUGGGGUUAUGUAAAAUGCAAUGGUCCUUCGGUGUAUUUCAGUGGUUUGACCCAGGGUUGUUUUUCAUUGGUUCCUGAGGUGUAAUUCUAGAUGGACACUUUGCCUUUGUUACUUGCUUUUCAGUAGAUAAAAUAAUAAUAUUUUUUUAUCUAUUAUUGCUGCAAUUAAUUACCAUAACCUAUGGGCUUUAUUUUUCUGCGGAGAAACCAUCCAUGCUCAUAUUCUGUUUAGGGUUGUUCCAACAAACUGGUAUCAACUCUUCUGAAUUGUUAAGUCUGGUCUGUGAACUCCUUAAAUGUUUAAGAAUAUUUGAGCACAGGAUACAAUGCCCAAAACUUGCUGUCAUUUACUGGAAUUAGCAGAUGACUAUAGAUUGCAAAAUUGUAACACCGAGUAUCAUGGUUUUUAACCCCAGUUCUGUUAACUGAUGAGGACUUGAUCUCAGUUGUUAUUGUAGCAGACCUUAAAGUGGCUGAAGAAUUGUCCAUAUUGAGAAUUUAGUUUCUGUGGGUGAUGAUGGCUUGGGUUGUUAAAACUGGAAACUAUUUCUGGAAGUCUAGAUGGAUACUCUAGUAAACAAAUGAGAGUUGUUCAAGUAUUAGUUAGUUUGUGCCGUAAGGACGUCUGUCAGACAUGGCUUUGGGGAUGUACUAUGAUAAACUGGUCCUGAUUUUUUUUUUUUUAUAUAUCAUGAUUAUAUAUCAAGAACCAAUUCACAAUAGGCCUUUUCAGUUUGAAACCUACUGUACUUGCAGGCAAUUAUUGCAUUGUGCAAGCAUGGCUGUACUUGUAUAAUCAUCACAGUAUAUCAUACUAUCCUUUUUUGACUUGAACAUAUAAGACCUCAAACCAGAGCCAUGUGUGUUGUAUGCUUAACAGUGUGUGCACACACACACACACACACCUGAGACACUGACUGACUAGUCCCAUUCACCUUUGUACCCAAUCAUUUAUGUCCAUUCGCUCCUCUGUGCGUGACCAAAGAUAACCUACAUGGAUCUGUUCUAGCUUGUCUACUCUCCUCCGAGAUAACGGUUGUGCCACCGCCUACCUAAUAGUAAUUGCACCAUAUACCUUUUGUACAGUGCAGGGCCCAAAGGGCUCUGGUCAAAAGCAGUGCACGGUUUAGGGAUUAGGGUGCCAUUUCAGAUGCAAGCCAUCUAAAACAGUGCCAGGAUCCAAUUGCAGUGUAUUUACAACAGUGUUUGAGUUGUCUUUUCCCAACAAGAUAACAAAAAAAAAGGUUUUUAGAAUUCCAUAACUAUUGUUAAUAUCAAGAGACUGGGGCGAUCUAUAUUGCUUGUUAUGCAAAAAUGCCGCUCUAAUGUGCGGGAGAAAAAAAUACGUUUUAUGUAUUGACAAAACAAUAUGUUAUGUAAAAACACAUUUUAUUAAAUGUUUUUUUAAUCUGACACAAUUUAUGUAUCCAUAUGUUCAAUGUUGUCUUUGUUUUUCUGAAUUUAUGUUUUUUUUUGUUUGUGGUCCUGUUUCAUUUCCUUUAUAUUUUUUCUGUAUAGUAAUAUUCAACUGGGGGUCAUCGAGCACAUUUCAGUUGAUCAUUGAAUUUUUCUGUCUCACAAAUGUUCUUAGAGAAUUCCGAGAUGGUCGUGUGUGUGUGUGUGUGUGUGUGUGUGUGGGAUGAUAAGCUUAUGUAGACAUUUUUGUACAGACAAUGUACUGUUUUGUCAAACUGGAGUGAUUUAAUUGGAAGGCUGAUAAUGUGUAUGCAUGUGGAGGGAGAUUGCCUUAGUGCCUGGAUGGGUACAAGGGUCGUGUACAAGCAAUCUAACCCAUAGAUGAAUGAAGCUCUCCUUCAUGGAAAAAUAACGGUAAUGCCAUACCAUCCUUUAUUUCCUUAAUUUGCUUUCAAGUAACCAGUGUAGCAACUGUAUCUAUUUUUUUCACAUUUCAUUUUGUGUACGUUUCUAAAGGUCUCAGUCACUAUCUAACAGACAUUUCAUGUUACUUCUGAGUUAUUAAAUGUUUUUUGCUGCUGAAAAUGACAAUCGUCAUGUUGGGUGAAAAACAAUUUCAAAUGUAAUAUACAUUAGUUUUAGUUUUGAUAAUUUACACUGCACAAAUGUUUAUACAAUGCUUUUGUAAACAUUUUUAGUGUAUUUGCCAAAAAAAUAAAGUAGCAAAGAAUACA
Salmo salar (Atlantic salmon) is the source of this 6060-nucleotide messenger RNA. RefSeq names its product lysosome membrane protein 2. Gene Ontology annotation, cellular component: membrane; lysosome; cytoplasm. Gene Ontology annotation, molecular function: scavenger receptor activity. Gene Ontology annotation, biological process: receptor-mediated endocytosis; protein targeting to lysosome. NCBI's taxonomy places the organism in Eukaryota, Metazoa, Chordata, Actinopteri, Salmoniformes, Salmonidae. The record is from RefSeq and is a predicted model, not a curated record.